Messenger RNA from Morchella sextelata, 3138 nucleotides. RefSeq lists its product as uncharacterized. Gene Ontology annotation, biological process: arachidonate metabolic process. Lineage: Eukaryota; Fungi; Ascomycota; Pezizomycetes; Pezizales; Morchellaceae. The record is from RefSeq and is a predicted model, not a curated record. Gene Ontology annotation, cellular component: membrane. Bases 1 to 3138 code for a protein of 1045 amino acids. The transcript has 7 exons.
AUGUUACCAACCCCGGAUGUCUGCCAUAACUGUGACCAUACGGAUCUUUCCAAUCUCUACGUAUGCAAUAGUCGCGCCUGUGGUGCGAACACUGCGUACUGUGACGAAUCUUGCACUGAAUGUCUGAAAGAAUUGGAACUAUGCGGGGGUGAAAACACUCAGAUCUCCUGCUGGCAGAAACAUGUACCUCGGAGGCUUGCUACCACUCACCAAAAGCAGCCAGCACGCGAUCAAGUUCGUAUCAACGAAGUGUUUUAUUGCGAGAAGAAUCCGGAGAAACAAAGCGAACUCCAUGCAAAGGAUAAGGAGGCUAGAUGGUUUAUGGUUGAUCCUAAAACUGAUCAGCUGACAGGGGAUGGCAUAUUGCGUGUGACCGAUAGAUUCGAAGAAUUACUACAGUCGAGAUCGGAAGAUAGCUCGAAACAAUUUCCAAGUUUGGUAUCUUUUAUUGGCGAGACCGGUACUGGCAAGUCGACAUUAAUAAGUGCGUCCAUCAAGUUCUUCUCAGGCCAUGCGCAUGCGCAACAUUCAGAAACGCUCGAAACCCCGGUUACUCGAUUGGAAGCCGCAUCUUCGUUGACAUGCCCUACUAGCUCUGGCGUUCAUCUCUACAAAGAUCCGGCAACGUUUGCAUCGUCGACGCCUAUUCUAUUCGCGGAUUGUGAAGGAUUUAAUUCUGGGGCUGGGUUGCCUACUUCCCACACCGCAUGGGAUAGCGAUGGCGAUAAAGUGGCUCGGGCAAUCCGCAUCACUUCAUCCACAUACAGAAGCACCAGUCGACAGCUCGCCCUCUCCGAUAAGAAUACAGACCUUUACUCGAGAUUUCUUUACGCCUUCAGCGAUGUUGUCUGUCUAGUUACAAGAAACGCCCAAAAGAUUUCUAAGGAGAUCUCAGACCUCCUCUUGUGGGCGUACCGAGGACUUCGGGCAUCCAUCAACCAAGUUCAGGCAAAGACUCUCAUCAUCGUUCUCAACGCACCCAGUCCUGAUCAUAGCCCCAGUUUGAUGGAUCCGAGCGCACUUCACAAAUUCAUCUUCGAUAAGAUGCCUAAAGUUUGGGAUGACUUGGAAGAAUUGAGAGAAGAGCGAAAAAGGUUGAACAAAACUCUUCCCAAUGAAGAUGAAAUCAAUUCUACAGAAUCAUUCAUCUUGCGAUACUUCCAGAACAUCCGUGUCUGUUAUAUUCCAACAAAGGGCAGUGCCAAGGCAGACGAGAUGCACGCUCAGUGCAAUCUACUUCGACAACAUAUUACUGAAAGCGUGGAUAAGACAUCAAAGGAGAAAGAUGAAUCUUGGACACGUUAUAGUAUCCGGGACCUAUCACAAUUACUCAACCAGGCGUUUGAACAUUUCGCAACAGAUGACACACCAUUCGACUUUUACAAAGCCACAAGAAAAGAUAACCCAAACCCACUAAGCAUGCAGGAUCACAUAAUGAACAUGCUACGUAAUCUAGAGAUGACGAGGAAUAGUGAUUUGAUCAAUUACUUUCCAAAGCUUGUCGCUUCAAGCAUCCUGAACAAUUGUCUCCGUGGAGGUGGUCCAGAUGUUAUUGAACGGGAGAUUGAAAUUGGUGAAUGCGUCUUUUGUGGUGAACGCUGGGGGCAGAUACAGCGUAUCCAAACAAAACAUCCAUUCUCGGGAGUCCGAAUUCUCACCCUGGACGGUGGUGGAAUCAGGGGUAUAUUGGAAUUAUUGAUGUUGAGGGAGAUUCAAAAACGGGUUGGACUGGAUAUUCGCGUUGACCAAUUCUUUGAUUUGGUGGUCGGCACAAGUACAGGGGGAAUCAUAGCCUUGGGCCUCUUUGUGCAGAUACUAAGCAUAAAAGAUAUGCUAGAAAAGUUCGAAGCCUUAUCUGUGCGUACAUUCACACAUACUCGGGGGCCCCAGUUCGAGGUUGCGCAAAGGGUGUUCCAUACUUCGCCUGCGCAGGCAUUACUCUAUAUGAUAGGUCUCUGGGAGAGUACCUAUCGAACUACUCCCCUCAGAGAAGGCAUUCAAGAUGUCGUGGGAGAGAAAUGGAGUAUGUUCGGAAGUGCGAUGGGAAGCAAAGUUCAGAGGAGGACCAGGGUGGCCUUGAUGACCGUCAAAAACUCUGGAAAGCAGGCUGCUGCGAUUACAAACUAUAGCCGCCCAUCCUUAGAUCAAAAUAACGACUUUGAGCGUGCGGAGGCUGAGGAAGCAGAGAUCAAGUGCUGGGAGGCUGGUUUAUGCACUUCCGCAGCGCCAUUUUAUUUUAAGCCGUUUAAAAAGGUGUCCGAAUCAGCAACAAUUUCAUAUCUUGACGGUGGAAUCCUCCAUAACAAUCCGAUCAGGUGGGCCGCGAAAGAACGAGACAAGAUAUGGCCCAGCGCAAAACUAGAUAUCCUUCUCUCUUUGGGAACUGGGUACUUCCCUAAUCGUGAACGUAUUCGUGAAACUUCAGUCUACGCUAAAUUCCCUUCGGCACAAGCGGUGGCUAACAGCUUCUUUUCCAUGGUUGAUUGCGAGAGUACUUGGUCGGACUUUCGGGAGGGGGCUGAGUAUGAUCCAGAGGUAUAUCAUCGACUUAAUCAUAGAUUCGAAGGAGCGUACUAUGCUCUUGACCACCACCAAGCGAUAAAGAUAUUGGUCAGAAUAUUCGAAGAAUCGUUGAAGGCAGGUUCAACAGAUCUCAACAGACAAUUGCAACAUAGCUCAGACCUCCUCAUUGCAAAGCUAUUUUUCUUCGAGCCUACUAGAAUAUGCGAAAUAUCAGACUCAUGUGCCUGCUGCAGAGAUGAGAAAAAGUACCGAGUGGAGGGCAAUAUUCUCUGUCGUUUGCCUAAGGAUUCACUAGAGUUGAAGAUUCUUGUCCGAAGAAUCGACAGCUUUAGUGCAAACGAUAUGCCGGCUGAAGUCGAAAGUGAGCGAAAGACGCAGAUCGGUCCCCUGAAUACCUUCAUCAAGGCAGUUCGAGACGGGGGGCGAUUUCAGAUACCCCAUAUCAUCACAGGAUUCGGUAGCAGUCAGCAGAGCAUAAAUGUGCGGAUGAAACGUGUCGGCAUGUCUGGGGAAGAUGGGUCUAUCCCAAUACCAAUCAGUGGUUUUCCAAGAAAGAUUAACGUGUUUGUCUUUGAGGCAGAGAAAGCCCAUCGUUACAAGUGGUUUGUGGAUUAG